AUGUCCCUCUCCUUGCCUCUGUCCUCUCUGUCCAGUUCUGCGGACACCCCAGACCUCUCCCUGACCCUGUUUGGCAGACUCAAGUGCUUUUGUGCCCUUUUGCUGGCCUGGAUGGAAAGAUGGUGCCUGUGCGAGGAAACCCCUGGCUGCCAUGCUGCUGGUGUGUCACCUCCUGUGAGUCAUUUGCCUCUGGCCACACCGAAGAGCAUAGGAGAAGACCUGCAGCUGGAUCAGACCCAAGGCCCACCUGAUUCCGCAUCCCUGAAGGCCUGUGCAGCAUCUUCCUGGCAUGAAGAAGGUCCCACCAUCCCCUUCCAAGCACCUUGA
Messenger RNA from Podarcis lilfordi (Lilford's wall lizard), 327 nucleotides. Lineage: Eukaryota; Metazoa; Chordata; Lepidosauria; Squamata; Lacertidae. The record is from the annotation of a GenBank genome assembly.